This is a messenger RNA of Mesitornis unicolor (brown roatelo), 1199 nucleotides long. RefSeq names its product prenylcysteine oxidase 1 (gene PCYOX1). Gene Ontology annotation, molecular function: prenylcysteine oxidase activity. The annotation marks the transcript as partial. Lineage: Eukaryota; Metazoa; Chordata; Aves; Mesitornithiformes; Mesitornithidae. The record is from RefSeq and is a predicted model, not a curated record. The transcript has 4 exons. Gene Ontology annotation, biological process: prenylcysteine catabolic process; prenylated protein catabolic process.
GCCUCUCGGUUGCCUCGGUGCAGGACAACCUCGCGGGCGUGUAUAACGGGGACGAGUUCGUGUUCGAGGAGAGCAGCUGGUACCUCCUCAACCUCCUCAAGCUCCUCUGGCACUACGGGCUCAACCCCCUGCGCAUGUACAUGUGGGUGGAGGACAUCCUCGACAAAUUCAUGCGGAUCUAUCGCUACCAGACGCACGACUACGCCUUCAGCAGCAACGAGCGCCUGCUCCACGCCCUGGGAGGGGACGACUUCACCCGCAUGCUGAACCAAACCAUCGACGAGGCCAUGCAGAAAGCCGGCUUCUCCCACAAGUUCAUCAACGAGGUGGUUUGUCCGGUCAUGAGAGUUAAUUACGGGCAAGGCGUCAACAUCAACGGUUUUGUAGGUGCUGUUUCUCUGGCAGGGGUGGAAUCGGGCCUUUGGUCGGUGAAAGGAGGGAACAAACUCGUCUGCUCUGGCCUGAUCUACGCCUCCAAAGCUGAAGUUAUUCCCGGUACCGUUGUGUCGAUAGAGCCGAAAAUCAGACCCAGGCCCACGGGGGACCCGGUGAAGCUCUACCACGUCACGUACGACACCGCCUCGGGGCUGACGGGGGACACGUACGACAUCGUCCUCAUCGCCACCCCGCUGAGCCGAAAAAUGGCCAACAUCACCUUCAGGAACUUCGACCCUCCCGUCCCCGAGCUCCCCAACCCGUACCACCAGACCGUCACCACCUUCGUGCACGGGCGACUGAACGCCUCCUUUUUCGGUUACCGGGACCCCUCCUCCUUUCAUCUCGGCGACGUUUACACCACGGAGAAUCCCAAACUCUUCUUCAACAGCCUGGCUGCGGUGUCUCCGGUGGACAAGGCAAGCGGGGAAGGAAAAGCGCCCGUGCAAUCGGCCGUCUGGAAAAUCUUCUCCAACGAGGUGCUCACCAAGGAGCAGCUCAAUUUGCUUUUCUCCUCCUACGACUCGGUCAAAAUGAGGAAGUGGUUGGCGUACCCCGAGUACAGCACCCCCGAAAAGUGUCCCCCCGUCGUCCUCCACGACCACGUCUAUUACCUGAGCGGCAUCGAGCGCGCCGCCAGCGCCAUGGAGAUGAACGCCAUCGCCGCCAAAAACGCCGCCCUGCUCGCCUACCACCGCUGGUACGGCAACGCCGAUAAGGUGGACCAGGAGGAUCUGCACGAGAAGCUGAAAACGGAGCUCUGA